Molecule: messenger RNA, 256 nt
Organism: Racocetra fulgida
Lineage: Eukaryota; Fungi; Glomeromycota; Glomeromycetes; Diversisporales; Gigasporaceae
Source: the annotation of a GenBank genome assembly
AUGAAUGAACUAGGCGUAUGUGUUCCAGAUGAAGGAGUUUCAGAUGGAGGCGUUACAGGAAUUGAACCAAGAGUGGUAGGAAUUGUUGGUAAAGGCUUUGAUCUAGGCUUGGGGGUAAACGAGCCUGUUGUAUUAGGUGUUUCUCGUGAGAACACAUCAGAUGUAGGUGUUGCAGUAGGUGUUCCUGUUAAGGGUGUUCCUGUUAAAGGUGUUCCCGUUAAAGAUGUUGAAGGUGCUGAAGAUGUUAAAUGUAUAG